AUGGAGCACGCUCAGCGCUCCAACGCGGAAGAAGUUGACUGGAAAGCUGAAAAGGGUCACCUGAAGGGCUGCUAUUCACAGGGUAGUGAGGAAAAGGAUGAAGGGCAUUCACCAACGCAGUUCUCCAGGUGCAUCGCUGCAAAAGGAGAAUUGCUGAUCGUUGCGAGAUGCUCCGACGAGGAGCAACCGCAGCGCUUUGCAGGAUACCGCUCUACAUCAAACGGAAAACCGGAAUUUCUUUUUGUACCACAAGACCAUGCAGUAUAAACGGCAGCUUUUUCGUACGUGUGAUGAUCUCAACAAGGAGUUGGAUGCACGAAGCUAAUGGUGGCACGGAAGUGCAGCUCGGCUGAAGACGGCGGACGAGCGCUUCGGAGUGAAUGAAGAAUGAGGGGCGGCGUUCAUUGUCGACGGAAUCGCGUUACUUGGAUCCCAAAUUUUUUGUUGUGUUUUUUAUUAUCGCGAUUCCUUGUUGUUUAAUCUCGUGUCAAUCGAUAUCUGCCCGUGUCUUCGGUCAGCGUGCGGUAUUUUUGUCGGGAGUGGAUGCUUCACCAGCGCUUGCUUCAUUUGCUUUCUUUUCCUGCUCGUACCCCAGGACGAACCCUUUACAUGAAGCGAUGAAGAGUGCGAUGAGAUUGUGACUUGGAUUUGAUAAUGCGUUGAUCGUCAUUGUUGGACUUUUUAAAUAUGCGCAUGGCGCGGCUGUGAAGAGUAAAAAAAGAAUUCCUUGCAUUACUGUCUUGCAA
This is a messenger RNA of Notodromas monacha, 746 nucleotides long. Lineage: Eukaryota; Metazoa; Arthropoda; Ostracoda; Podocopida; Cyprididae. The record is from the annotation of a GenBank genome assembly.